UUAAUUUAAAUAAACUAGUGAAGCUAUCUAGCGAAUAUUAAUAUAAAGCAGUUCAAUAUAACCCUAUUUGCACUUUUUAGAAGGUUAAGGUCGUUUGCCUCUCAGCUGGGAUAAGAAGUCACAUGACACCAUAAUGGCCGCAGGUGUUUUUUGACAAGAGCGACAGUGAGUACAUUCGACCUGUGAAAACCAUCCACUCUUAGGAAUGGAUGUACACGACAGUUUACGUAACCGAUCACACAACCGUCAAGUGUGUGUCCAAAGGAGAAAUUUGAUUCAAAUAUGCAGAUUUGCUGUGAAAAGUCUGAUUGACAAAGCAUCACUGACAACAGUUGAUGAUGAGUGUGAAGAGGUCAUCAAUUUCUGUGCAGUUUUGGAGCAGCUGCUGUCACACAGGUUAAAAGCCCAAAAGACCUGGUUUGCUCUAGAUGAGGAUCAAUUGCAUUUCUGGGGUUAUAUAAAGGUGGCAUGUAAAAAGGUGCCAAACAGCUGUAUCAACAGUAUUGCUAAUCUGGAGAAUGUCAAAUCUCCUUUGGCAAAGGGACGAGCAUGGAUUCGAUGUGUGCUGAUGGAGAAGCGACUGUCAGAAUACCUCAACGUGGCCCUACAACAGACAAAUAUUACCAAAAAGUUUUACCGAGAAGGAGCUGUGGUGUUGACAGAAGAUGCAAACAUGUUGAACGGUGUUCUAUUGGGACUCAAUGCCAUCGACUUCAGUUUCUGUCUGAAGGGCAACAAUGUGGCCUUGUCUAGUCCUUUGGAAAUAGACUUUACUCCCUACCUGAGGUUCCAACAGAGCCAGGAGAGUCUCCAUAGUGAUGCUGAGGAGCUGCACGAGCUGAGUACCAUCUCCAGUAUGACAAGCAGCAUCAUGAGUGAGGAUAUCACGAUUAUCGGGGACGACACCUGGAAAAACAAGUACAAGGCUUUGGAGACCAAAUACAAGACAGCCAAUGAACAAAAAGGUUACCUGGAGGAGUUGGGUCGUAUGAGGGAACAGCAGCUAUACCAGCUACAGCAUCAGCGCCAGACUCUCAUCAACACUGUUCACCAGUUUGACGUGGAGGGGAAGAAGGAGCGACAUCAGCUGGAGCUUGUAAUACUGGAGUUACAAAAACAACUGUCUGGAAUGAAGAGACAAUGUGAAAACCAGCACCACAAAUACACAAGUCUGAUGAGGAAGUUACAGAGUGGUCAUGUUGAUAUGGAGGAUGUUAACAUAAUCCACGUACCUCCUUCUCCAGGACAGUCCGCCUCGGACAGCCACAGGUCCAGCUAUAGCAGUAGUGAUGCUGGCUCUGCCCUCCCUUCUUCUGCUGCACGGCUGGCCAUACCUGGGUCACAGGCCACACAAAGUUCUGGUCAGUUAUUAGGGGUCGACAUCAAUGCACAAAAAGAGGACACUCAGAGUAUGAUUGCUAUGGCAGGGUCAUUCUCCUCUGAGACCAGUGUAAACACAGGUGACACUAAUCACGGCCACCCCACCGUUGUCGACGGACGACUUCACCUUCUUGUCACAUCACCCGAGCAAAGAAGAGGAAGCUCCGAAUUCAACACUCCGGAAAGGAGGAUAAACUACUCUGACACAGAAAGAAUGGGAACUAGUUCAGUAACUGGCACUCCAACAAAGAGAGGCAUUAAAUCAGAAACAGGAAAAGCCACACCUGGAAUAGCCGCAAAAGAUAUUGACCACUUGGAAAUACCAAUGGGGAACACUGAUAUGAAUAUUCAAAAGGAUGUGUACUUAUCAACAAAGGAAGAAGAAUUUGUUAUGGUACCUGAGCAAGCUCAGGAAGCUUCAGCUUUCAUAUCUGUAACAGAUACACGAUCUGACCAAUCAGAAGGCCAAUUACAAGCUGAUGAAAGAACUAACCAAUCGGGAGAAAGUUUACAAAGUGUUGACCUUUCAACAAAUGACACUAAAGAAGGGGCAGCCAAUCUGAUUAAAGAGUCACAAGAUAUAGCCAAUAAGAAUAUAGAAGCUGGAGACCAAAAAGAGGACGAAGUGGAAGAAAACUAUGAAGACAAAGACGGGUCCUCCUCAGGAAGUGAUGACAUCAUGGUUUUGUCAGAUGUUAGCUUGACUGAUACAGAUGGUUCCACUGACCAGAAAGCAUUACAGUAGCAAUAAGUUUAAGGACAUAUACUGUUACUUUGACAUGUAUAUCCUUUACCAAAGUGUUCCACUAUAUCAUUUCCAAUAGUUAUUAUGAUUAGUAAUUUGGUUUAUAAUGAAUGGAUGGCACAUUUGAAAGUUCAAAGUAAUGCAUGCUCUGAAAUCAUAAGUGAAUGCUUAUUUUUAUUAGCUCACCUGGUCCGAAGGACCAUGGUGAGCUUAUGCCAUACUGCAGCGUCCGUCGUCCACCAA
Mizuhopecten yessoensis (Yesso scallop) is the source of this 2368-nucleotide messenger RNA. Its product is annotated as RUN domain-containing protein 3B-like. Bases 206 to 2125 code for a protein of 639 amino acids. NCBI's taxonomy places the organism in Eukaryota, Metazoa, Mollusca, Bivalvia, Pectinida, Pectinidae. The record is from RefSeq and is a predicted model, not a curated record. The transcript is spliced from 10 exons.